Molecule: messenger RNA, 1948 nt
Organism: Trematomus bernacchii (emerald rockcod)
Lineage: Eukaryota; Metazoa; Chordata; Actinopteri; Perciformes; Nototheniidae
Gene: lancl1
Product: LanC antibiotic synthetase component C-like 1 (bacterial)
Biological process (GO): peptide modification; carbohydrate metabolic process
Cellular component (GO): plasma membrane
Source: RefSeq, a predicted model, not a curated record
CAGCCUGCUAGCUAAACGCCACAACCCACAUCAGGAAAAUAUAAAGACGAAGAAGACUUUACAUCAACAACAGUGCAGGACUAGCAGAGAUACAUCUUACUGGCCGAUUUCAGCAGUGCAGCAGAGACAAAACUGUCAAAAUGGACACGAGAGCCUGGAGGAAUCCAUAUCACGACUAUGAUGGGAACCCAGCCUCAACACAGGCGUUGUUUGACUGCCAGGGAAAGCUCACAGCAGAGUUUGCCCAGAGGCUGAGCAGCAAGAUCAGUGAGCUGCUGGCUGUGAUGGAGAACGGGCUGAAGUCUGCAGACCCAAGAGAUUGCACCAUUUACACCGGCUGGGCAGGUAUCGCUCUGCUUUAUCUGCACCUCCACAACGUGUUCAGGGACACGUCCUUACUGCAGAGAGCUCUGGAAUAUGUGAGCCGCAGUCUGAAGUGUUUGACCCGGCGUCAUGAUGUCACCUUCCUGUGCGGGGAUGCAGGGCCGCUGGCUAUCGCUGCGGUGGUCUACCAUCGCCUGCAGCGGGUGCAGGAGACCGACGAGUGCAUCAACAGACUGCUGCAGUUCCACCAGAACGUGGUGAAAGGUGUAGGCGGUCUGCCCGACGAGCUGCUCUACGGGCGGAUGGGGUACCUGUACUCCCUCGUCUUCAUCAACCAGCAGAUGGGGCAGGACAGGAUCCCGCUGCAGUACAUCCAGCAGAUCAGUGAGUCGGUGCUGGUGUCCGGCGAGCACCUCAGCAGGAAGUUCCGGGUGCAGAACCACAGCCCUCUGAUGUUCGAGUGGUACCAGGAGCAGUACGUCGGCGCCGCCCACGGCCUAUCGGGCAUCUACUACUACCUCAUGCAGCCGGGAUUCGUCUGCGUGGAGGAGUACGUCCACAGGCUGGUGAAGCCCAGCGUGGACCACGUGUGUCGCCUCAAGUUCCCCACAGGGAACUACCCCCCCUGCAUCGGGGACGACCGGGACCUGCUGGUGCACUGGUGCCACGGGGCCCCAGGGGUGGUGUACAUGCUGCUGCAGGCAUACAGGGCCUUCGGGGUGCCGCAGUACCUGGAGGACGCGCUGCAGUGCGGGGAGGUGGUGUGGCACUGCGGCCUGCUGAAGAAGGGCUACGGCCUGUGUCACGGAGCGGCGGGGAACGCCUACACCUUCCUCGCCCUCUACCGGCUAACACAGGACCCCAAGCACCUCUAUAGAGCCUGCAUGUUUGCUGACUGGUGCAUGAACUAUGGCAAACAUGGAUGCCGGACGCCUGACACUCCCUUCUCCCUUUUCGAAGGCAUGGCUGGCACCAUCUACUUCUUGGCCGACAUCCUGCAGCCAAUGAAAGCGAGGUUCCCCUCCUUCGAGGUGUAGACGUGUUCCCACAGGUAGUGCCCCCCCACCCACACUGUGGGAAGGAGAAGACCCACACACUUUUGCUCUGUGUCACACUCAUGCAUGAAACACUACAUUCACAACGAUCGACAUUGUGCCAUGUUUUUCCUGCUCUUCUCUCCCGGGAACUCUACAUGUUAUUAAACAGGAUAAGUCCUAUACUCGCAUUUCAAACAUAAGAGCUUGCUUUUUUCGUUCCUUAAUUUGUGUAUAAUUGCUUUCAAAACUGUGGAUGUUGCUCAGAUUGUGACAUAUUUUGAGGGUGAAGUAAAAAAAACAGUAAGGGAAAUUAAUUUUCUGGAUUUAAAAAAAUAAAAUUGUGGUUAAAAAAAAAAGAAGGUGUUUUUGCUAACACUUACAAAUGUGUUUCUAUUCUGCAUAGCUUGAUAUGGUAAAAAAAACAAUGGAUGCUUUUUUGGUUUUCUUUUCUUUACAGUGUCAACAGCAAAGCUAGUAACAAUGCACUAAAUAUAAUACGGUGCCAUGUGUUAAGGGAUCAACCCCCGAGUGUAAACUGUUGCCUGUCCUUUGCACUGUCUGAGCAAUAAACCAUGUGUCUUUUUACA